This is a messenger RNA of Coregonus sp. 'balchen', 2019 nucleotides long. The record is from the annotation of a GenBank genome assembly. NCBI's taxonomy places the organism in Eukaryota, Metazoa, Chordata, Actinopteri, Salmoniformes, Salmonidae.
UCCACAUCCUCCGGUCCGUCUUUCCGGUUCAUGAGCAAUCCUGGGUCUCGAGGAGUAGGAGGACACACCGGCGAGCUCGCUCACCUCAGUCUCAAUCCGUCCUCGACGGGCCAUCCCGUGUCACACAUGUUCUGCUGAGGCCGCGCGCCCCGAUCGAUAACCGACCAUGUCCACCGGGUCGCUUAGCGACGUUGACGACGAGCUCCUGGACGGCAUCCUGAAGUUCGGCUCUUCCGGUAAAGACUCCGGUACGUCGAACGAGAGCACCGGGGAGAGUUCGAACUGCGAGGGCGGCUCGGCCAACGACAAAUCAGCUAAGGGAAAGAAACGGAAAACAGCGUCCGGUAGGAAAACGGCGCUGAACGGCGUGGCGCACGAGGGGGGUGGCAAGCAGCCGCAGAGGAACGCGGCCAACGCACGGGAGAGGGCAAGGAUGCGCGUGCUAUCCAAAGCGUUUUCCCGUUUGAAGACGACUUUACCGUGGGUCCCGCCGGACACCAAGCUCUCCAAACUGGACACACUUCGCCUCGCCUCGAGCUACAUAGCCCAUCUACGGCAGAUCCUCGCCAACGACAAAUACGAGAACGGAUUUAUCCACCCGGUGAACCUGGUGAGAGACACACCACACAAAUUCAAAUCAAUCACAUUUAUUUUAUACCGCCGUUUUUUAAAUAAAAUGUAGGCCUAACUCCUUUUUACAUCAGCAGUUUUCAGGCCACACAACUCAAAAUCCCAAAGAGUAAUCAGAGCAGAAGCUAAUUUAACACAGCGGCCAGGAGAAACUCCCUGAGCAUCGACAUAACAUAACACACUCAGAGAGCCAGAGAGUCUACUAAUAGUCUAUCUUUGAGUCUACUAAUAGUCUAUCUUUGAGUCUACUAAUAGUCUAUCUUUGAUACAAUUAAAAGUGAUCCGAAUUCUCGUCGUUGAAUCAAACAGAUCAGCUGAGUUUGUGAGGGAGGGUUAUUUCUGCAUGGCCUUCACUCUGUUUGUUUGGAGAGGUUUGGAUGGUCCUAUUUUGGAAUAGCCUAUGCGACUUGGGAACAUUUUCUUGUUUACCCAAUAGCCUUUGGUCUGCACUAUAUCAUUCACACAAUAACCGAUCAAUAAUAUUCCCCAAUUCAUAAUUUCACAACAGGGGCUGCUUUCGGAUUGUUCCCUGUUGUUUUAGACCCUCGACAAUUAGUAUUUACAGACUGGAUAGAGGAAAACAUAUAGAAUAUAGAUUUAUUCAAGUAGGCCUAUUAUUAGGAUAUUUAGAAGUCAGGCUUACUUGAAAGAUGCCAAGGAAAAAAAUAAGCCUAAUGUUUUGUGUGAAGUUGUUUUCUAGACCCAGUCUAAAAUGGAUAGGCUAAUUGAGAUUACGUUUAAAAUCCUAUUGUGCGUAAAAGCAAAACAUUUUUUUUUUUUUUUUUUUUUGGUUAAUGUUGUUAUACUAUUGUUGUUGUAACACGCAGUGAGUUAAUUUGUGAUUUCCUCUCUCUCUCUCGCUCUCUCUCUAUCUCUCUCUCUUUCUCUCUCUCUCUCUCUCCAGACGUGGCCUUUCAUGGUCGCUGGUAAACCGGAGAAUGAUUUGAAAGAGAUGCUCAACACCACCCGGUUGUGUGGAACAACCACCUCAUGAUGUAACGGAUGGACAUGACAUUAACAUUAACCGUCAAGGAAUGGACAUUAUACAUUUUUUGACUUUUUCAGAUGGACAGAAAUGCACGUAAUCUCUCCUAAACCAAAUAUUGAGUGAGAAUACCCGGAGAGCGCAUGCUCUCUCACGCGAUCCCAUACAGAGAAGCUGAUUUUAUAUUUAAAGUGUUCACAUGUUGCCUUUGCUGGUUCGAGGACAUAUUGUGUUUCUGUUUUGUAUACGUUUUUUAUACUCUUAAAAUGCUUUAUAAAACUUUGUCACACGAGUAUUUGUUUUACAGGUGAUGUUGUCAGUCACCGCGUUGGAAGUGCACGUGAAACAUGUGUCAAUAGCCUAUCUGAAUUAGCCAGAUUUUAUGUGAAUAAAAUGUAUUCAUC